This is a messenger RNA of Closterium sp. NIES-65, 1539 nucleotides long. Lineage: Eukaryota; Viridiplantae; Streptophyta; Zygnematophyceae; Desmidiales; Closteriaceae. The record is from the annotation of a GenBank genome assembly.
AUGGCUACCCCCAGUGUCCUUACCUUUGAUGCUGAGGGUCGUGCGGUUGACUUUGAGGUCUGGGUCGAUGACCUCCAGCUGUUCCUACUGCGCGAUAGGGCAGACGGACUCUCUCUGUUCGAUCUCACCUCUGGUGUCUCUCCUGCCCCGCUUGCUACUGCUGACAGCACUGUUCGCUCACAGUGGGCCACACGCGAUGCUGCUGCCCGCCUUGCUUUGCGUCGCCACUUACCGACCACUGAGCGUGCGCACUUUAGCCAGUACAAGAGUGCUAAGACCUUGGGUGUACCCCCUCCCCCCUCUUGUCCUCUGUUGCUUCUGCUGCUGCGGCCGGCCUCGUUGGUUUCGAGUCGGUCGGCGCUGCGUCUGCCCCUAGCGGGAGACGCAGCACCGGCAAAGGCAAGGGGGGCAAGGGCGCUGGAGGGGCUGGCGGGGGCGGUGGAGGUGGUGGUGGAGGCAGUGGAGGGAGUGGGGGGGGUGGGGGUGGUGGUGGGAGUGGUGGCGGGGGUGGAGGUGUCGGUGGCAGCAGUGGAGGCGGUGGAGGCGGCGGCGGUGGCGGAGGGAGCGGAGGCGGCGGAGGUGGCGGAGGCGGCGGAGGUGGCGGAGGCGGCGGAGGUGGCCGAGGCGGCGGCGGCAGCGGUGGAGCUGGUCGCGGCUCUGCGCCGAGGAGUGGCUCCGGUGGUGGUCCGCGCCAGCAGUAGCAGCGUAGUCGUGAGACCCUGUCCCCUCAGCAGCUUCGUGAGUGGUACGCUGCGCGUCAGCGCGUACCUGUGUGUUCCGCCUGACCCGGGCAUUGAGGCUGCUGCUCUAGGUGCUGGUGAGGCUGCUGCUCUAGGUGCUAGUGCGUCUGCUGCCCCAGGUGCUGGUGAGUCUGCUCUCUCAGGUACUACGUCGGCUUUGGCCUUACACACCUUCACCGUUGACUCGGGUGCUUCCCGCUCCUUCUUUCGAGACCGCACUACGCUUACGCCACUUAGUCGGCCGGUUGCAGUCUCCCUGGCGGACCCCUCUGGGGGUCCUGUCCUUGCUAGCUUCUCCACUGUCUUACCGUGCCCGGCAACCCCCUCUGGCACCCUGUACGGUCUCUACCUCCCCUCGUUCUCUACGAACUUGGUGAGUGGAGCUGAUUUACAGGAUGGGGGGUUUGACCAGUUCACUCCUGCGAGUCAACGGGUGACCCACUGUACGUGUGCUCGGACAGGCCGACACUUGGCCACGUUCACCCGUCGGCCGGGGUUGAGCUUGUACACACUUACUACUGAGUCCCCUUCGAGUGCUGAGCCUGGUCAAGUAGCUGCGUCGAGUCAGGUGUUUGCUGCAGCGUCCAGGUCUGGUCCCUGCUCGUGUCGUCUCCUGUCCCACCAGACUCUCCACUGGCACCACCGCCUUGGUCACCCCUCCCUGCCUCGUCUCCGAGGCAUGGCCUCGCGUGUCCUUGUCUCUGGUCUCCCCCGGUCCCUCCCUCCCCUUCCCCCGGGGCCUGCCCCUACCUGCGUUCCCUGCGUCGAGGGGCGGCAGCGCGCCGCUUAUACCAUAUAG